AUGGCGGACGGCGGCAACGGCGAAAAGGUCAACACCAACAUCGUCACCCUCACCCGCUUCCUCAACGAGGAGCAGACGAAGCACAAGGAGGCGACCGGUGACUUUACCCUCCUCUGCCAUGCCCUCCAGUUCUCCUUCAAGUCCAUCGCCUACUACAUCCGUCGGGCGACGCUCGUCAACCUCACGGGCCUCGCGGGCUCCGCCAACAGCACGGGCGACGACCAGAAGAAGCUCGACGUCAUCUCCAAUGACCUCUUCAUCGAGGCCAUGCGCUCGUCGGGCAAGUGCGCCCUCCUCGUCUCGGAGGAGGAGGACGACGUGAUUUACUUCAAAAAGGCCGACGGCGCCCGGUACGCCGUCGCCUGCGACCCCAUCGACGGCUCCUCCAACCUCGACGCCGGCGUCUCCGUCGGCACCAUCUUCGCCGUCCACAAGCUCCCCGACAACUCCGAGGGCACCAAGGAGGACAUCCUGAAGCCCGGCACCGAGCUCAUCGCCGCCGGCUUCACCAUGUACGGCGCCUCGGCCCAGCUCGUCCUCACCAUGAAGGGCAGCACCGUCAACGGCUUCACCCUCGACAACGGCAUCGGCGAGUUCAUCCUCACCCACCCCGACAUGCGCAUGCCCAAGUCGCGGGCCAUCUACUCGGUCAACGAGGGCAACUCGCUCUACUGGGAGGAGCCGACGGUGAACUACUUCAACUCGCUCAAGAAGGCCCAAGCCGACGGCAAGCCCUACAGCUCGCGCUACAUCGGCAGCAUGGUCGCCGACGCCUACCGCACCCUCCUCUACGGCGGCAUGUUUGCCUACCCGGCCGACAAGAAGAGUCCCAAGGGCAAGCUGCGCAUCCUGUACGAGUGCGCGCCCAUGGCCAUGGUCUUUGAGAACGCCGGCGGCCAAGCGCUCGACAACAACAUGAAGCGUAUGCUCGAGGUUCACCCGGAGCACAUCCACGAUCGCUCCGGCAUCUUCAUGGGUAGCUACGACGAGAUGGAAAAGGUCAAGAUGUUUCACAAGAAAUGA
Molecule: messenger RNA, 1023 nt
Organism: Drechmeria coniospora
Lineage: Eukaryota; Fungi; Ascomycota; Sordariomycetes; Hypocreales; Ophiocordycipitaceae
Product: fructose-1,6-bisphosphatase
Exons: 3
Coding region: 1-1023 (340 amino acids)
Biological process (GO): sucrose biosynthetic process; fructose 6-phosphate metabolic process; fructose 1,6-bisphosphate metabolic process
Cellular component (GO): cytoplasm; cytosol
Molecular function (GO): fructose 1,6-bisphosphate 1-phosphatase activity
Source: RefSeq, a predicted model, not a curated record